UGUAGACGUCUGUGCGUCCUUGGUACGCAUUCUCCAGCACUACGUGACCCGCUUGAAAUAACCUUACCUUCAAAUAAAUCGUAUACUUUUAUCACUUUGAGAUUAUCGUCGUCCUCAAACCAAGAAUUGUCUCCGUUAAAUGAAAAGGCAGUCGUUUAAAAACCUUUCGUUGAACUGGUUAAUGCUGAGAUCAUGAUGAGGUCAGUAUAGAGGAGGGGACGGGGUGCAGACGAGCUCGCCAUCCGUGCAUCUUCUUAACAGCGACCGAUAUUGACAGCCUCGUCCACCCGCUCUUAAAUAGGUGGAGCAUGACAUUUUCAGUUCGCCGGUAUCUAAUGCAUCAUCUCUGAAUGCGGUUGUGUACACAUUUAUGGCGUAAAGGGAGGCGUCCUGUGGGAUGGAGCAGAGUUUCAGGCAGUCCGCGAUGGCUAUGGGUGCACAGUCCAAGAAAGGCUUGACCAGGAGCAUCGCCGUGGAGAGAAAAAACCUCAUCACGGUGUGCAGGUUUUCUGUGAAGACACUCCUGGAGAAAUACACUGCAGAGCCCAUCGAUGACUCGUCUGAGGAGUUCAUUAACUUUGCUGCUAUUCUGGAACACAUCCUCAGUCACCGCUUUAAAGGUUCUGGAAGCUGGUUCGAUGGUCAGCGCAGUUUUUGGGACUUUAUUCGCCUUGCCUGCAGUAAAGUGCCCAAUAAUUGCAUAAGCAGCAUUGAGAACAUGGAGAACAUCAACUCCUCACGAGCAAAGGGCAGAGCAUGGCUACGGGUUGCACUUAUGGAGAAACGUCUGUCCGAAUACAUCGGCACUGCUUUACGAGACAGCCGUACCACCAGGAGAUUUUAUGAUGAAGGUGCCAUCAUGUUGCGAGAGGAAGCCACUGUUCUGACCGGGAUGCUCAUUGGACUUGGAGCGAUUGAUUUUAGUUUUUGUUUGAAAGGGGAGGCAUUGGAUGGGAAGUCUGAGGCUGUUAUUGACUACACUCCUUAUCUGAAAUUCACACAAAGUUAUGAUUACCUCAGUGAUGAUGAAGAUGGGCAGAGUGUGGAUAGCAGUAACAGCGAUGAGAGUGUUGAGCAUCCAUACAUCCCUCUAGUCACCGAUGAGGAGAGCUGGAGAAAUAAGUGCCGCAAGAUGGAGCAGAGGUUCAAGAUCGUAAAUGCACAAAAGGGGUAUCUUGAAGAGCUAGUGAGAUUGCGUGAAUCUCAGUUGAAAAACAUGGAGUCCGAGAAUAAGAGACUAACAGCUGGAAUAGACGAACUUAAGAUCCAGAGCCAGAAAGAGAAGAGAGAACUGGAGCACAUUGUGCUAGAGCUACAGGAACAACUGACAAGUCUGAUUCCUGGUGAAUCUCAUCCACUGUCUAAGGAUUUGUCAAUCCCUCUUGUUAACCAAUGGCCAACACACCAAGACUACAACAACCAGGAGGAUAGAAAACUGUACACCAGGGGCAGUUUUCCUAGCCCUGGGCCACAUAUCAAUCUAAUGUCAGAUUCACAGGUUCAGAGGGUUGAAGGUAAACAGAAUGGACAAGCCUGGUGUACAACAGGAAAAGAUUACACUCCCUCCAUGUUAGGUCUGUGUGGUUCCCUGGCCUCUUUACCCAGCUGCAAGUCCCUGCCCAGCCUGAGGUCCACAGAGUGCCUGGUGAAUAUCAGCGCUGAGCCCAGUCCAGCUCUAACACCCAGCUAGGGUUCACCAAAUGAGACCGAUAUAACAAGCGUAGAGAAGUUGCUCUGUCAGCCAAGGCAUUCAAAGAUAUAAUGGCUCAACUAUAGUCUGUGCAGGAUCUCACUCUUUUAUUUUAGUGUCUCAUAUUGCUUUGUUUUAAUGUAGUCUUGGCUAUAUGUUAAUGCUUUUACACAGCCAAACUAUUCCUUAGCGCCGUUCUUUUUUAACAGGCAUUACAAUUCUGUUGAGAUUUUUUUUAAAUGCCUGUCUAUCUUUGAAUGUCUUUGCUGUGACAUGUCUUGUGAAUAUUCUGCUAGUUAAGGCACUGUGGACUAUGCACUGGCUGACAAGAGACCUCCCUGAGUUAACACUAUGACUGUAUGUUCAUGUCUCAUAGCCCAUCACAGCUUCACAUGUUCUGUUACCCUUUAAAAUCUGUAUAGGAAUGCACACUUGCAAAACACAAACAGACUCAUACAGACAUUUACACAGUAGAAAUAAUCAUGAAUGGUGUUUGAAAGUGAACUAUAUUUAAGUUACAAAUUAGUGUUUUCUUGUGAUCUUCAUAUAAUAAAUCUUUGCUAAAUUAUUUUAAUUCUCAACCAUACAUACAAGAACUGGUAACAAGGAUAUUUACAGUUUACUGUAUAGUUACAGUGGUAGAUAAAAGAAAGCCAUUUCUUGAAUAGCUGCCUUAUUUCUUUGUCCUGCCCAUCAAAACACCUUUGAAUAUCAGAUCGCUUUUUACACGACGGCAACUUUGCUAAAAUAAUGACAGCGGCCAUUGCUGCCAACUUGACACCAUACAAACUCAAUGACACCAUGCAAAAGGCUAUGCUUUAAUGGACCAGUAUAUGUAACCUCUUCCAUACUGUUGUAUUGUACGGUAUGUUUUGACAUUUUUUUGAUAAUCUGUUGUUGUUGCAUCAUUACAAUAUGUUCAACAGCAGAUUUGAAACAUCAAGUUUAUUUGUAUCUUUAUUAUUUAAAAACUGAGCUAAGCAAUGUUUCUGCUUCAUUGUCAGUGCAAUUGAAAGUCUGUUUGAGAAUGCGUGUGUGUCGUGUUAGAUAACCUUUAUGAAUUAGAAUUUUUGUUAAUUACAUCAUUCAUUAUUUAAUUGUUUCAAAGCCAUUGGAAUCUAUGCUGUUUGUCACUUACAAUCGCAAUAAAACUGCCUUUUUGUCCUAACUUU
Messenger RNA from Paramisgurnus dabryanus, 2862 nucleotides. It is a transcript of the gene rundc3ab, whose product is annotated as RUN domain containing 3Ab. Lineage: Eukaryota; Metazoa; Chordata; Actinopteri; Cypriniformes; Cobitidae. The record is from RefSeq and is a predicted model, not a curated record.